AUGGAUCCCGCUGAAAAUAGCGACACUGAGCUGGACUAUAUAGAGGACCCGGAGGAUGAGACCACGAUCUCUAAGAAAGCCGACCUCACCCCCGGGGGCGGCAUGAAAAGGGAAUAUGUUUCUAUACAUAGCUCCGGAUUUAGGGAUUUCCUCCUGAAACCGGAACUGCUCAGGUCAAUAGCUGACUGUGGAUUCGAACAUCCAUCACAAGUUCAGCACGAGUGCAUCCCUCAGGCAAUGCUAUCCAUGGAUGUGUUGUGUCAAGCCAAGUCUGGAAUGGGAAAGACAGCUGUGUUUGUAUUGUCAACUCUUCAACAGCUAGAACCCGUAGACGGCCAGGUUUCCGUCAUAGUUUUGGCUCACAUCCGAGAACUUGCCUUCCAAAUCGCAGACGACUACCGAAAGUUAUCUCGCCAUUUGAACAAUGUCAAGGUGGCUGUAUUUUUCGGAGGAAUUCCUAUCAAGCGCGAUGAAGAAGUUUUGUCAAAAAACUGCCCUCACAUUGUUAUAGGAACUCCCGGCCGUAUCUUAGCCCUGGUUCAGAAAGGAGCACUGAAGUUGGGAAGCAUCCGCCAUUUUGUCUUGGAUGAAUGUGACAAGAUGCUUGAAGUAUUAGGCAUGAGGAAAGACGUUCAGGAGAUAUUCAAGAUGACGCCACACGAGAAACAAGUCAUGAUGUUCAGCGCAACCUUGGGGAAGGAAUCCCGUCUUGUCUGCAAGAGGUUUAUGCAGGAUCCGUUAGAGGUUUUUGUAGAUGACUGUUCAAAGUUGACCUUGCAUGGCCUUCGUCAGUUUUAUGUCAAGGUCACAGAGAAGGAGAAGAACAGACAACUUAUGACGCUACUCGAUGCUCUGGAAUUUAAUCAGGUGAUCAUCUUCGUCAAGUCCGUUCAGAGAUGCAUGACCCUGGCACAACUGUUGUUGGAACAGAACUUCCCGGCGAUAACCAUUCAUAGUGCCAUGAAGCAAGAGGAAAGGUUAUCUCGGUACAAACAGUUUAAGGAAUUCGAGAAGCGCCUCUUGGUGUCCACAAAUCUGUUUGGUCGAGGAAUGGAUAUUGUUGGUGUUAACAUAGUCUUUAACUACGAUAUGGCUGAGGACUCUGACACCUUCCUCCAUAGGGUGGCUAGAGCUGGGAGAUUUGGCACGAAAGGCAUGGCAAUUACCUUCAUCUCCAACGAAAUGGAGGCUGCCAUUAUGAAUGAAGUACAGGAAAGAUUCGAGGUCAAUGUACCGGUCUUACCUGAUGAAAUCGACACGUCCUCAUACCUACCGCGAAAAUGAGGAGUAACUGACUGAAACAAGAUGGCCGCUGCAAUGCGACUUGGAAAGAAUAUAAAGAUCAACUUUUUAAACUGAAUUUUUGUAUCUGAUCAUCAGUGAACUGUGAUAACGUAAUGUGUGUUAGAUCUGA
Ylistrum balloti is the source of this 1414-nucleotide messenger RNA. Its product is annotated as spliceosome RNA helicase Ddx39b-like. Gene Ontology annotation, molecular function: RNA binding; ATP binding; RNA helicase activity. The transcript is spliced from 9 exons. NCBI's taxonomy places the organism in Eukaryota, Metazoa, Mollusca, Bivalvia, Pectinida, Pectinidae. The record is from RefSeq and is a predicted model, not a curated record. Gene Ontology annotation, biological process: mRNA export from nucleus; mRNA splicing, via spliceosome. Bases 1 to 1284 code for a protein of 427 amino acids.